Molecule: messenger RNA, 1467 nt
Organism: Gigantopelta aegis
Lineage: Eukaryota; Metazoa; Mollusca; Gastropoda; Neomphalida; Peltospiridae
Product: galanin receptor 2b-like
Exons: 5
Coding region: 1-1467 (488 amino acids)
Biological process (GO): G protein-coupled receptor signaling pathway
Cellular component (GO): membrane
Molecular function (GO): G protein-coupled receptor activity
Source: RefSeq, a predicted model, not a curated record
AUGUCCGCAGCAGCAGAAGACCAGGGAGGAGAUCUGGCCUCACCAAGAAUCUCUUGCUACCAAGCUCUAUGGCAACAAGGAGGACCUAGAGAGGACGAUGGUCUUCAUCGCACGAUCAAAUUUAGAAGUGUAAUUAACGUUUAUCACCCACCUUGUGAACGUAUAGCGGUGUCGUACAAAUACGGUACGCACCACGAGGGUCGUACCGGAUUGUGCCUUAUAUGCAUUCCAAUGGCGGUAGGCCAGGCCGUGUACAAAGUGUGGAUCUAUGGAGAGUUUAUGUGUAAAAUUACAGCAUUUUUACAAGGUGUGAGCGUGUGUGCGAGUAUCCUGACCAUCACGGUGCUGAGUAUGGACCGCCUUCUCGCCAUCAGACACCCGAUGGUCUUCAAGCGAGUCAGCAACUGCAAGAUGGCCGGCAAGACCAUCGUCCUCAUAUGGAUCAUCUCCGUGGGAGUCAUGGCGCCGCUUCUCGCCUUCAGGAAGACGGAGGAGGAGCAGCUCCCGGGGGAGUCGUUCCAGUUCUGCCACGAGUCGUGGCCCGAGGACUACCACAGGCAGAUCUACGACUCGUGCCUCUUCGUCAUAGUGUACAUCAUCCCCGGAGUCGUCAUCGGCGUCAGCUACGGCUUGAUAGGCAAGCAGCUGUGGACGGAGGACGAGGACCUAAAACGUGGGGAGUCUCAGAUAAGCAGAGGGAUGUCGCAGAAGAUAAUGAGAGGACGCAAACACGUGGCCAAGAUGUUGAUGGCUCUGGCGUUGGUGUUUGCAGUGUGCUGGCUGCCCUAUUACAUUGUCAGUCUGUACCUGGAUUUUCAGGAGGAGAGUAAAAUAAAGGAUUUCCUUGUCAUCCUGCCUUUCACGAUAUUGCUGGGACACGUCAACAGUGCAUUAAAUCCCAUUUUAUAUUUCUAUACCAGUAAAUGUUUCCGGAGAUAUCUGUUGAAGCUAGUGAGCUGCAAAAGGGAGAGUUCGAGACAUGGAAGCCCAGUAGACGUGGUGGUCAACGUAUGUAACAGCGACAACACGCUGAAGUCGAGGGCGGUGAAGAAAACCCUCGUCCAUCUCGUGUCCCCCACCCCCAGCUCGUGCACGCGCACCUACAGUCUGCCCUUCUCUCGCCUGAACAGCCUCAAGUCAAACGCAGACUCUAACUCCUCCAUCAAACGCCAGCAUUACAGAGACUUUUCCAAACCCGCAGACCUGCCCACCAUUCUCCUGCACACGACGGAGAACCAGGUGGUCGCCCGGAACGGUCUGGACUCGAACAAGCCGCACGAUCCCAGUCAUCAAAGAGAGAUAAUGGCUUCCACGUUAAGUAUUCCGACCACUAUUCAGGAGGAGAGUUCUAGGUCCCGACCAUCCAGUCCAGGUUCGCUCAGCCACUACUCCGUGAUUAGAGAGGAAUCCACCAUCAGACCGGAAAUGAUUUCUGAAGUCCGUGUUAAAAGUAGCGAGCCAGACUGA